Molecule: messenger RNA, 3094 nt
Organism: Lontra canadensis (Northern American river otter)
Lineage: Eukaryota; Metazoa; Chordata; Mammalia; Carnivora; Mustelidae
Gene: SIK2
Product: salt inducible kinase 2
Exons: 15
Coding region: 131-2902 (923 amino acids)
Biological process (GO): intracellular signal transduction; protein phosphorylation; microtubule cytoskeleton organization
Cellular component (GO): cytoplasm
Molecular function (GO): protein serine/threonine kinase activity; magnesium ion binding; tau-protein kinase activity
Source: RefSeq, a predicted model, not a curated record
CCUGGCUGGGCCCAGCCGAGCGGGAGGGACCGAGCGGAGGAGCGAGCCGAGCGGCGUCGCCGGAGCCCAGCCGCGCCGCCGGCCCGCCAGCCCGCGCUCCAGUCCGCCGAGUCUAGCAGCGGGGCCCAGCAUGGUCAUGGCGGAUGGCCCGAAGCACUUGCAGCGCGGGCCGGUCCGGGUGGGGUUCUACGACAUCGAGGGCACGCUGGGCAAGGGUAACUUCGCCGUGGUGAAGCUGGGGCGGCACCGGAUCACCAAGACGGAGGUGGCGAUAAAAAUAAUCGAUAAAUCUCAGCUGGAUGCAGUGAACCUUGAGAAAAUCUACCGAGAAGUACAAAUAAUGAAAAUGUUAGACCACCCUCACAUCAUCAAACUUUAUCAGGUAAUGGAGACCAAAAAUAUGUUGUACCUUGUGACAGAAUAUGCCAAAAAUGGAGAAAUUUUUGACUACCUUGCUAAUCAUGGCCGGUUAAAUGAGUCUGAGGCCAGGCGCAAAUUCUGGCAAAUCCUGUCCGCUGUUGAUUAUUGUCAUGGCCGGAAGAUCGUGCACCGUGAUCUCAAGGCUGAAAAUCUCCUGCUGGAUAGCAACAUGAACAUCAAGCUAGCAGAUUUCGGUUUUGGAAAUUUCUUUAAAAGUGGCGAACUGCUGGCAACCUGGUGUGGCAGCCCCCCUUACGCAGCCCCGGAGGUCUUUGAAGGGCAGCAGUACGAGGGACCGCAGCUGGAUAUCUGGAGCAUGGGAGUUGUUCUUUACGUCCUUGUCUGUGGAGCUCUGCCUUUUGAUGGACCAACUCUUCCAAUUUUGAGGCAGAGAGUUUUAGAAGGAAGAUUCCGGAUUCCGUAUUUCAUGUCAGAAGAUUGUGAGCACCUUAUUCGAAGGAUGCUGGUGCUGGACCCAUCCAAACGGCUAACAAUAGCUCAAAUCAAGGAGCAUAAAUGGAUGCUCGUAGAAGUUCCGGUACAGAGACCUGUUCUCUAUCCACAAGGGCAAGAAAAUGAGCCAUCCAUUGGGGAAUUUAAUGAACAGGUUCUGCGACUGAUGCACAGCCUCGGAAUAGAUCAGCAGAAAACCAUCGAGUCUUUGCAGAACAAGAGCUACAACCACUUUGCUGCCAUUUAUUACUUGUUGGUGGAGCGCCUGAAAUCACACCGGAGCAGUUUUCCCGUGGAGCAGAGACUCGACGCCCGCCAGCGGCGGCCCAGCACCGUGGCUGAACAGACCGUUGCCAAGGCACAAACGGUGGGGCUGCCGGUGACCGUGCAUGCACCCAGCGUGCGGCUGAUGCGGUCCGCCCUCCUCCCACAGGCGUCCAACGUGGAGGCCUUUUCAUUCCCAGCAUCCGGCUGCCAGGCGGAAGCAGCGUUUAUGGAAGAAGAGUGUGUCGACACGCCAAAGGUAAACGGCUGCCUGCUGGACCCCGUGCCGCCCGUGCUGGUGAGGAAGGGGUGCCAGUCGUUGCCCAGCAACAUGAUGGAGACCUCCAUCGAUGAGGGGCUGGAAACAGAGGGAGAGGCUGAGGAAGACCCCAGCCAGGCCUUUGAUGCGUUCCAGUCCACACGCAGUGGGCAGAGACGGCACACUCUGUCAGAAGUCACCAAUCAGAUGCUCGUGGUGCCUGGUUCAGGGAAAAUUUUCUCCAUGAGUGACAACCCCUCCCUUGACAGUGUGGACUCGGAGUAUGAUAUGGGGUCUGUUCAGAGGGACCUGAACUUUCUGGAGGACAACCCUUCCCUUAAGGACAUCAUGUUAGCCAAUCCGCCCUCCCCACGCAUGACGUCUCCCUUCAUCAGCCUGAGACCUGCCAACCCAGCCAUGCAGGCUUUGAGCUCCCAGAAGCGAGAGGCCCACAACAGGUCGCCAGUGAGCUUCAGAGAGGGCCGCAGGGCGUCGGAUACCUCCCUCACCCAAGGAAUUGUGGCAUUUAGACAACAUCUUCAGAAUCUGGCCAGAACCAAAGGAAUCCUAGAACUGAACAAAGUGCAGCUGCUCUACGAACAGCUCGGACCAGAGGCAGACCCGGACUUGGCACCUGCUGCCCCUCAGCUCCAGGACCUCGCCGCCAGCUGCCCUCAGGAGGAAGUUUCUCAGCAGCAGAAGACGGUCUCUGCCGUGCCCGGCACCGUGCGUCCGCAGCUUUCCCCGCGCCAGAGCCUGGAGGCGCAGUAUCUCCACAGACUCCAGAAGCCCAGCCUUCUGUCAAAAGCGCAGAACACCUGUCAGCUGUACUGUAAAGAGCCACCUCGGAGCCUCGAGCAGCAGCUGCAGGAACACAGACUCCAACAGAAGCGACUCUUUCUCCAGAAACAGUCUCAGCUACAGGCCUACUUUAAUCAGAUGCAGAUAGCAGAGAGCCCAUACCCGCCGCCCGGUCAGCAGCUGCCCCUGCCCCGCCAGGACACGUCCACGCCGUCCCCGCAGCCCCCGCCUUUCAGCCUGCCCCAGCCCCUGAGCCCCGUGCUGGAGCCCGCUUCCGAGCAAAUGCAGUACAGCCCCUUUGUCAGCCAGUUCCAGGAGAUGCAGCUGCCACCCCUGCCCUCAGCACCCCGGCCCCGGGCUCCUCCGCUGGCCGUGCACCUGCAGCCGCCCCCGCCGCCGCCGCCACCCCUGCCGCCCCCGCAGCAGGCCGGAGCCACCCCAGCCCCCUUACAGUUCUCCUAUCAGACUUGCGAGCUGCCGGGGGCUGCCUCCCCGGAGCCAGACUACCCUGCUCCCUGCCAGUACCCCAUGGAGGGGGCGCCACAGAGCAGCCUGGCUGCGCAGGACUGUCCCCGGAACUCGGGACUGCAGGAGGCCCCCUCCAGCUACGACCCUCUAGCCCUCUCAGAGUUCCCUGGACUCUUCGAUUGUGAAAUGCUGGAGGCUGUGGACCCGCAGCACGGUGGCUACGUCCUGGUAAACUAACCUCCGCACAGGAAGUGAGGCGGGUCCAGUGAAGGAAGAAUGUGUGUUUCUAUUUUUAUUGCAGCCUUUUCCAUUUAAAGCUUAUUUUCCUGCCUUCUCCCAAAUGGAGAAAAAGUUGCCCACCUGGAAUCAGAGGGCCUGGCCGGGCCACGUGUCUCUUUCUCCUGGCUCUGUCCCACCAUAGUCCUCUGC